CCGCCUAUUUUCUCUUGGAAGCCAAAUUUAACCCUUUUUGGUAGAGCGAUGGCUGAUUUUUCUUGCAACCAAUAUCGGAAGUUAUUUAUCGGCGGAAUUACUCCGAACACAACCGAUGAGGUGUUGAAAGAAUACUACUCUCAGUACGGAGAAGUAAAGGAUGUAGUGGUCAUGAAGGAUCCGAACACGAAGCGUUCAAGAGGAUUCGGAUUCGUCACAUUCGCUGAUGCAGACCAGUUGGAUGCUGCAAUGGCAGCGCGACCGCACGUUGUCGACGGCAAGGAAGUCGAAGCCAAGAGGGCUAUGCCUCAUAAAAAUAAAACUAAACCACUGAUUACAAAAAAUACAUGCAAAGUGUACGUGAGUGGUAUCAAGGAAGAUCACACCGAAGAUAUGUUGCGUGACUAUUUUACUCAGUUCGGUAAUAUCAGUGAAGUAGAAAUCAAAGUUGAUCAACAGACUGGUAAAAAGCGAGGUUUUGCCUUUGUUACGUUUGAUGACUAUGACCCGGUGGACCGCGUUGUUCUGGCCAGAUCUCAUAUCAUAAAUGGAAAACGAUGCGAUGUGAAGAAGGCUUUAAGCAAAGAGGAAAUGAGAAAAGUUCAACAGCUAGAACUUGAAAGACAGCAGAGAGAAACGAGAUCACGCGGCUAUGGCCGCGAAGGCGGUGGUUACGGUGGCGGAGGGUAUGAUUAUUCCAGAGGUUAUGGCGGUGGUGCCGUCUCCAAUGGCUAUGGCGGUGGUUAUGGAGCCGGAGGUGGUGGUGGUUAUGGCGGCGGCAGUGGCGGAGGUUCUGCUAGUUACGGUCGGUCUGGUUACGGAGGUGGAAAUUCUUAUCAAGACUAUGGCAGUCCUGGAAGAAGUAUUAGAAUAAUGUUUAUUACGACGUUGUCUUAA
Messenger RNA from Soboliphyme baturini, 897 nucleotides. NCBI's taxonomy places the organism in Eukaryota, Metazoa, Nematoda, Enoplea, Dioctophymatida, Soboliphymatidae. The record is from the annotation of a GenBank genome assembly.